Molecule: messenger RNA, 396 nt
Organism: Opisthorchis viverrini
Lineage: Eukaryota; Metazoa; Platyhelminthes; Trematoda; Opisthorchiida; Opisthorchiidae
Exons: 2
Coding region: 1-396 (131 amino acids)
Source: RefSeq, a predicted model, not a curated record
AUGUGGUGGGAGACCGCGCCAGAGCUCUCCAAGUCGCACCAUUUUUCCGGCAUCCAUCAAUCCGUAACCGUAGAGGAGGCUAUCUGUGAAGUAAGAAUCGAUUCGAGUAUAGAAGAACGCCUCCGCUGCGGGAAAUGCCAACUGAACGGUUACAGACUAUUGGACAGGGAAGCAAAACUCUCAUAUGCAUCUUGUUUACAUCCUCUCUUUGAACGCGUCUUCCUGAACUUUUCACGAUAUUCACUGACUGUUGCUCAAAUCCAAGCAAAUGUUACAAAGGGACUCCACAAAUUCCGUAACAGAUCUCAGUUUUCAAGAGACGCGAAGCGGGUUUCCGACAAAACACAUUACUCGCACGCCUCCCCCAUCAGUAGUAUCACCGUUACACUUGUAUGA